Messenger RNA from Cladocopium goreaui, 526 nucleotides. The record is from the annotation of a GenBank genome assembly. NCBI's taxonomy places the organism in Eukaryota, Dinophyceae, Suessiales, Symbiodiniaceae.
GAAGGGCGAAGCCCGUUCAUCUUUAAGGCUGAUGAGGAAUCCAACAAAAAAGGUCGCCCGAACAUUGAUGAUAUUAGUGAUACUGAGGCUGCCAGUGACUUCACAAUUCGUGACACCCUAUCCCGCAGCUGUUCUAGUUUAGAAGAAGAACAGGAGAAGUCAUUGGCAGAACUCAGGGCUUUAGCUAUGGCUGAUGCAUCCGGUUUCAACCCCGAGCAAGACGACACCUUGCCUAUGGAUUCCCAACCAGUGGAGGAUGAUGCUGGCUUUCAUUCCAAGGAGCCUGCUGCUUGUGAGGUCGUCGACGUGGACGGUGACCAGCCGGACUCCGCAGCAGCUGGCCCUGCGGGUCCUCAGCCGGAUGCCGUGAUGGCUUUGCUCCAGCUGGUGAAGGCCAAGAUCAGCACGCAUGAGCAGUCCCGUGGUUCCACUGAGCCUACACCUGCUACAGCAUCAGUUCCAUCCAAAGACUCCAAAGAGCUUGUGCCCGAACAACUGGAUGCCCUCGCACCAGCUGCAACCCCCA